AUAGUGCAUAUUUCGUAAGAUUUUCAUCGACACAUUUUUAAGUUAACCGAGUUUGUUUCACAUGGUUAUUUCUAAGAGUUGCAUGAUGAAUGUCAUAUAGUCCCCGCAACAUUUGCCGUUCAAUGAUAUGUUUGUGAUUGUGUCAGGUCUUUGGAUAGUAAUUCGGUAUUUUAUUUAUUCCAUAACUCGUAAAGAUACUGCAGAUAAGGCCGUGCAAGUCGAACUGUGUGAAGAGAAAGUGAAACCAAUUAUUGUUGAAAACCACACCAGGUCAUGUAGAACUUUAAACAGUGUUUCUGUGGACGAUUGCACUCCUCUGUGUUGCCAUCGACAGAAGUGUAAAGUUAAAUCUGUCUGUGUUGGAAGAAAGGAAAACAAGAAGAGACCUGCCCACUAUUGCAACAAGUCAUCAGAAUUAAUCCAUACCACACAAGAACCUAAAAUGGCAGAAGCUCCUACAAAUUUUACAGAAAUUCGCAAAGCGAACCCAAACGCUUCCACCUGGCUGCUGAACGCCAUGAACAAACCAGCUCAGACAACGACCAAUCAAAUGAAAGAAUGGCUUGACCACAUUGAAGUCAAAUGGUUUGAUGAAGCCAAUGCGAACAGGGCAGCAGUUAAUUCUCAGGUGUCGGAAAUGCUGACCCGUCACUUUGGAGCGGCAUCCAAUCCUUAUACAGUGUGUAUAUAUAUGAUCGAGCGAUGUCGAGACUUCUACACAGGUAAAACUACAACACUCUCGUUCUAUAUCAUGAAAGAGUUUGAGCGAUGGACCAGACAUACCAAGAAUAAAAUGGACGAUCUGUUGACACAGGAUAUUCGGUUUCACGCCUUCCUCAUGGCCACAGAACGUCACAUGACAUUGUUUGAUAUGGCCGUGAAAGCAUUUAAGCUCAGACACAUAGGAAAUGACUAUUUUCUUCCCGAAAUUAAAAAGUUCUUGGAGAAAGGAAAACACAAAGAGGCCUGUCACUGUGCUGGGAAGCUGGGAUUGCAGGGACACUUCUCCAUGGAAGAGAUAAUACUUCCGCUGCUUCUCCAGGACAAGGUCAACCUGGUGGAGUCGUACGUGAUCGGUAAUCCCGAGCAACAGAAGGCUGUGGUACAGCUGCUGGACCACCUGUGUGACCGAGAGACGGACAUCAACAGGGUCAUCGAGUCGGCCGGGGUUCAGAAUGUGAAGAGAGACAAGCUUCAGAAAAAGACGCUCAGUAAGCUGGCUGUCCGACUGAUGAAACUGUACCAGAUCCCACAAGAGCACUGUCCGAACAUUUCCAAUGCCCGAGGUGUUGGAGCUCUUAAAUACCUGAUGUACAAAAGAUACAUAGAGAAAACGUUUGGAUCUGGUAGCUGGGACGAAAUGGUGAAGAAUGCAGUGGGGGAGAAUGACUUCUUGAAGGAACAACUGGUAGAACAGCUCAUGUGUUACAACGAUCUCCCAGAAGCUGCCAAGUGGGCCAUGAUAUAUCACCUUGGUGAUGACAAACUGCCCCAUCCUGUCCGGGAAGCCAAGGAGAGGCUGGCCAGUGAGCAACCCGGAGAUGGCGCCACAGGAGGGUGGAAUGAUACAGGGGGAGAGAACUGGGAUGAUGACUGCUACACGGAGGAGGAUCUGAAGAAGUACUACCAUCCCCUGCGGGUUCCACACGAACAGAUCACGCUGGUCGACACUCGUGACAAGCUCAACGCGUGUGUGGCCAGACUUAGUGUGCCCGGCACAGUGAUUGGCAUCGACUCGGAGUGGAAACCUGCUUUUGCCGCACAGCCCCAGAGAGUGGCCCUGAUGCAGUUUGCUGUGACGGACCAGGUUUAUCUGAUCGACUGCGCUACGCUCAGGUCCACACUCACAGACCAAGAUUGGGCCGACUUCACGAGUCGCAUUUUCUGCAAUGAAGCCACGGUGAAGCUAGGUUAUGGCCUUGAGACCGACCUGUCCAUGUUCACCAAGACCUUCCCCAGCAUGAAGGAGCCACUGAUGAGGAUGAAGAGGGUCGUCAAUGUGGAGGACCUCAGCAAGCAGAUAUUUGGGGAUGGCCCAGUUGUUCUGGAUGAGUCUUCAUUCUUGUCUGAUGGCGAAGACAGAGGGUCUACAGGACGCCAGGAUGUGGAGGAGGGAGAAGUCGCCGUGAAGCUGUAUACUUUCUCCAAGAAGGAAGAGCGUGGCUUGAGUGAGCUGGUCAGACAGUGUUUGGGAAAACCCUUGUGCAAAGUGGAGCAGAUGUCCGACUGGGAGAAACGCCCACUACGCCAGGCACAGAUUGUGUAUGCAGCUCUUGACGCCUAUGUCCUGCUCGAGGUGUACAAAGUGCUGACCUCACAUGCACGGCAGUCAGGGCUGCAGGUUGACCUCGAGCCCCCUGUGUGUGCCAAGUGGUCGAAGCUUUCAAAAACAGACAAGAAGAAAGCAAAAGCAGCUGGGAAGAGGCUUGAACCGAGGGCACCGCCAGAAGCGUCCCGCCCCGCCCAGUCCGGCCCCCCGAUCUCCCCCCACCAGCUGAGGGUGGUCGUGGACACCAUGCUGCAAGGCCUCGGCAAGCACCUGCGCAGUUGUGGUGUCGAUGUCAUCAUCUUAGAGGCCAAUGACGACCAUGAGAAGGCUAUAGUGAUUUGUAAGGAGCAAGGCAGGAUAGCUCUGUCCAGUGGCUACCCUUACAAGAUGAUUCGGUCCCACGUGGGAGAGGCGAUGUGCUACAAUGUGGUCUGUCAAAAGGCAGGCGAUCAGGCCACGGAGGUCCUCAAACACUUCAAUGUCAAGGUCACACAGCAGGAUAUUUUCAGUCGAUGUCAGGUCUGUAAUGGAGAUGAGUACCUUGAAAUCCCAGCCUCGGACCUAAAGAUACUUUACGACAGGAAACAACAGCUCGAAUAUCAGAAAAGUCGAACUAAGACGACAAACAAUGUAGCCCUGUCUUCUAUGUUGGGCAGCAUGGCGGCCGACGGUGCCCACUUCCUCACACAGUACAGCGUGGACUGGGGCACGGUUACCGUGGUAACGAGCGGGGCUCCGCUACAGGUGGAAGCCGUACACAAGUCUAAGUUUGAGAGUGUGGAGUUGUUUUACUGUUGUGCGAACUGUGGCAAGGUGUUCUGGGAAGGAAGUCACUUCAGUCGCGUGUGUGACCAGUUCUCCCAUGUGCUCUCGCUCGAUGACAAUCAGACUGUGUACGAUCAGCUCAGAAAGCAGAGCAGCUAGAUGUUGAACCUCUUGUCCCUGGUAUUUACUUCAACACUAACUCAAGGAGGCAUGGAGUGUCUGACGCUUGUGAAAUAUGAUGAGGAAUUGCUGCAUCUCAAAUUAAUAAUAAACACAGUGAACCCCUAUUAUUCCUGAUGGUAGGGUUCUCAGUGAAAUUGUCCAGAUUUACACAUUUUUGGGUUAGUGAAAUCAUUGGUACGAAUGGUCCCAUGUUAACUGUUUUUGUGUCAGUUUCCUCUUAGCACAUCUUGGAAGUUGAGUCUCGGGUAAAAUAAUUUAACCUUCACUUAACCGUUUUCCAGUCAUGUAACCUAUAAUAAAGCAAAGGGAGGUUCAGUGAUGGUCCAGUUAACGUUUCAGACCAUGAGUUGAUGGUCCAGUAAACGUUUCAGACCAUGAGUUGAUGGUCCAGUAAACGUUUCAGACCACGAGUUGAUGGUCCAGUAAACGUUUCAGACCACGAGUUGAUGGUCCAGUAAACGUUUCAGACCACGAGUUGAUGGACAAGUAUACGUUUCAGACCACGAGUUGAUGGUCCAGUAAACGUUUCAGACCACGAGUUGAUGGACAAGUAUACGUUUCAGACCAUGAGUUGAUGGAUCAGUAAACGUUUCAGACCAUGAGUUGAUUGUCCAUUAAACGUUUCAGACCGUGAGUUGAUGAACAAGUAAAUGUUUCAGACCACUAGUAGAUGGACUAGUAAAUUUUUCAGACAACGAGUUGAUGGACUAGUUAACUUUUGAGACCACUAGUUGAUGGACUAGUUGUCGUUUCAGACCACUAGUUGAUGGACUAGUAAACGUUUCAGACCACAAAUUGAUGGACUAGUAAACAUGGUAAAUGUUUCAGACCACGAGUUGAUGGACUAGUAAACGUUUCAGAUCACGAGUUAAUGGACAUGGUUGAUGCAUGUCAUUGUAUUUUAAUUGUGUAGAUCAAUUCUUGUGAUGUCAAUCACUGGAUUGUCUGGUCCUGACUUGAUUAUUUAGCUGCAAUAUUGCUGAGUGCAGCCUUAAAAAAAAGCAAACAAAUAGUUGAUGGACCAGAUAACGAUACUGACCACAAGAAGACAAGGUGGUAAAUAUUUAUGAUGGGCUGGUGAAAUAUUUCCGACACUAACCAGCAUGAUCACGUAACAACUGACAUGGUAGUAAUUCACAAUAUGCACAACAAUGCACUUGCAUGAAGACUCCUGCCAGCCAUUAUCUGUGAACUCCGGAUAAAUCUUGUUGGUUGUGUCACACAAGUUCCAUUUGGGAGAACAUUUCUUUUUGUGUUUUGCGCGACAGUUGGACUGGUAUACAUGGUAUAUGAAAUGUAUCAGUGUCACGAGUCAAUCAGGUGUCCAUGCAUUACUUGUUUCCCCUGACGAUAUGAUACACAAUAUGCCUACCCAUAUGUCGAUUCAUGUUCAAUCUCAUUUAAAUCAAAUCUUAGUUCUUGCUACCGCUAAACAAAGAUCUGAGGACAUCCCAUUACGGGUCACGUCAGACUGACUUUUCGCGAACUUCGACCGACCAAUGGAAUGACUGACAA
Haliotis rufescens (red abalone) is the source of this 4732-nucleotide messenger RNA. Its product is annotated as exonuclease mut-7 homolog. The record is from RefSeq and is a predicted model, not a curated record. Gene Ontology annotation, biological process: nucleobase-containing compound metabolic process. The coding region runs from base 128 to 3193 and encodes 1021 amino acids. NCBI's taxonomy places the organism in Eukaryota, Metazoa, Mollusca, Gastropoda, Lepetellida, Haliotidae. Gene Ontology annotation, molecular function: nucleic acid binding; 3'-5' exonuclease activity. The transcript is spliced from 18 exons.